AUGUCGCAAAACACGGUGCCACAGUGGGUUGCUGACCUUGAACACCCACCUCAGCCGAGAUCCAAGAACAGCAGCAUACCAGACCCUCCGGGCUUCCCUUCGCAAGCCGUCUCUGGCAAGAAGCAGUCCAAGGGUCCCGCCGCCGCCCCGGCCCGCAAGCCGCCCACGGCCGCCGAGACCGACACGCUCAAGCUCAAGAAGGCCUGGGAGGUUGCUUUGGCCCCCGUCAAGAACCUGCCCAUGACGGCCAUCAUGAUGUACAUGUCGGGCAACUCGCUGCAGAUCUUUAGCAUCAUGAUGGUCUUCAUGGCCUUCAAGAACCCCAUCAUGGGCAUCCUCGCCACCAACCAGGCCUUUGAGCGCUUCGAGAGCGACGGCAACCGCGGCAAGAUGCUGCAGGUCAAGCUGGCCUACGUCGCCAUGCAGAUCGUCGCCCUGGCCCUGGGCGUCUGGAAGGUCAAUGCAAUGGGCUUAUUACCAACGACGACAUCAGACUGGCUAGCAUGGGAAGCACAGAGGGAUCCGAUAGAACAUGCCGUUGUGGCUCUGUAG
This is a messenger RNA of Neoarthrinium moseri, 552 nucleotides long. RefSeq lists its product as uncharacterized. Gene Ontology annotation, cellular component: EMC complex. NCBI's taxonomy places the organism in Eukaryota, Fungi, Ascomycota, Sordariomycetes, Amphisphaeriales, Apiosporaceae. The record is from RefSeq and is a predicted model, not a curated record. The transcript has 3 exons. Gene Ontology annotation, biological process: protein folding in endoplasmic reticulum. The coding region runs from base 1 to 552 and encodes 183 amino acids.